AGCCCAUCCCCUCGUUCCCUUUGCCUCUACUCUGUUCUUGUCUCUGUGCUUGUGUGUGCGUGUGUGUCUGAAUCGUAGCGAAUCAUUGUCAAGUGAUGAUCAACUUUCGCACGCGCAUACACACAGACACACACGCACGCACAGGCGACACGGACACACAGACACCUACCCGUAUUGCCUGCAGCCAAACUGGUGGGCGGCUGGUCAUGGACUCAUGGCCCUGGUUCAUUGUCAUGGACAUGGUCAGGGUCAGGGUCAGGUUCAUCAUCAUCAUCAUCGUCCUCAUCAUCGUUGUCGUCGCCCGUCGGUCGACAUGGAAGCCCAAGCUCCAACCCCGAAUCGGAACAAAAAAGGAACGACGUGAACUUAUCGAUCACGCCUGUUCCUCCGUCUCUGCUCAAACGAUGACCUUUUUCCUUUUCUUGUCUUCCCAUGGUUCUGUAUCUGGUAGAGCAUGGUAGGACUAGGAGAUUAAUCUGGCUUGCAAAUAUAGCAAUGAUGACGAUCUUUUCGGAUUGACCGCCAGCGCCAGCACCAGCCAGCACCACCACCGCCGACGCCGACGACCCGCCGCUGGGUUCCCCGCCCGGUUGGUAGCAGUAAUUAGUUAGUGUGAAGUGUGCACUGUGCAGUGAACAGUGACCGAGUGACUUCAGAUAUUGUAGAGCGCGCCGCCGUCGCCCGGAGCGCCGACAGCAAGCAUGUAGC
Molecule: messenger RNA, 708 nt
Organism: Aaosphaeria arxii CBS 175.79
Lineage: Eukaryota; Fungi; Ascomycota; Dothideomycetes; Pleosporales
Exons: 1
Coding region: 96-461 (121 amino acids)
Source: RefSeq, a predicted model, not a curated record